This is a messenger RNA of Fundulus heteroclitus (mummichog), 1720 nucleotides long. It is a transcript of the gene etsrp, whose product is annotated as ETS1-related protein. Gene Ontology annotation, biological process: cell differentiation; regulation of transcription by RNA polymerase II. The coding region runs from base 138 to 1214 and encodes 358 amino acids. Gene Ontology annotation, molecular function: DNA-binding transcription factor activity, RNA polymerase II-specific; sequence-specific DNA binding. The transcript has 8 exons. The record is from RefSeq and is a predicted model, not a curated record. Gene Ontology annotation, cellular component: nucleus. NCBI's taxonomy places the organism in Eukaryota, Metazoa, Chordata, Actinopteri, Cyprinodontiformes, Fundulidae.
CCGACCCUCCGACACACCGACCACCAGCCCGAGAGCUCCGCUUCCGCCGCAGCAGGACCUUCUUUCUGGCGAAGUUUUGGGAACAUUAGACGUGGAGACGCGCAGAGGGAGAGAAGCUGAGAUUAAAGAAAGAGGAGAUGGAGGUUUGCCACACCGGAUUCUUCACGGAGGACUUCAGCACGCAGGAAGUGCCCGCAGGCUUCGACUUUGCGUCUUAUGACUGCCGUGGUGAAGACCUGUCUUUUCUGUUAGACAGCAGAGCUUUUGGGCAGCAGCAGUACGCGGCGGACAGCAGCUACCCAGAACCGCCUAAAGCUCAGAACCCGUAUGACGCCAAAGUUGGUACCGCCGAUGCCGGGCUUUUCAACUUGGACUCACACCCUGACUUUAACUGGUGGGCCUCCUACCCACACGACGGGCCGACUCUGGACCAGUCCCAAACUGGAUACCAGGAGUCUCAGCAGACGUACCAGAACCUGGUGCCUCAGGCCCCCGGACAGUUCAGCCCGGCGCUGGGGAGCAGCCACAGCCCGUUUCUGACCGAAAAAGGAUCAAACACAUUACAGAAUAAAACGGACCAGAGUUUCUACGACUCAGACGGACACAGGCAGACUUCAUCCUUCUGGUCCGAGUAUCCAUCUCCCAGCUUCACCUCUCCUCCACUUCACCCUCCUCCUCCUCCUCCUCCUGCAUCCUGCGCCUCAAACCCCAGCACUCAGCAAACAGAGCACUACUGCCCCCGUGUGGUCAAGCGGAAGAACGCACACCUCCAGAGGCCGGAGAGGGAGGGCCAGAUAACGGGAAUGUCAGCAUAUCCAGGUUCUGGUCCCAUUCAGCUAUGGCAGUUUUUACUGGAACUCCUUCUGGACUCUGCCUGCAGAACGUUUAUCUCCUGGACGGGAGACGGCUGGGAGUUCAAGAUGUCUGACCCCACCGAGGUGGCCAAACGCUGGGGUCAGUGUAAGAACAAACCAAAGAUGAACUACGAGAAGCUGAGCCGCGGCCUGCGUUACUACUACCACAAAAACAUCAUCCACAAGACGGCGGGCAAGCGCUACGUCUACCGCUUCGUCUGUGACAUGCAAGGCAUGCUGGGAAAGACGGCGCAGGAGGUCCUGAGCAGCCUGAACAUCCUGCCCACGAACGCAGAGACGUGGCCGUCCCCGGGCGGAGCUGCGGCCGAGCAGAGCAGCGGGGCGUGGGGGUCCCAGUAGGCCGAGGGUCCCUGGGAGGGUUAGGAUCCAGGCAGCUGGGAGCCACAGGAACUCUGCUGAGUCCGGACCGUCCUCAGAGGCUGAAUCUGUUUCAGGGAAUGUAAAGAUGCUGCAUUUCAGGAAGGAAGACUAGCAGAAACAGACAUUUCUACAAUGCAGUCUUUUUUUUUUUGGCUAAAAGAAAAAUACAUUUCAUGUAAAAUGUUUUAAACCUAGGGAGCGGUGCAGCCCAGGAAGCAGCCAUUUAAAGCACUACAGAUGUUACAGAUUGGGUCUGAAACGCCUUUUCACUUGGUGCAUGUCUAAGAACAAAAGUGUAAAUAUUGUUUAAAGACUACUUUGUAGAGUUUUGUGCAUUUAUUUUAUUUUUAUUGUUAUUUUUUGAUACAAAGCUCAUUUCUACCUCCUUUGCUACUGAGAAAUAUUAACAGGUGUUUAGUUCAGACACUGCCAGGGAAGGUUUUUAUUGGUCUCUGUGUAAAUAAAACUAGGUGCAGAAAAAAUGA